Molecule: messenger RNA, 2190 nt
Organism: Cercospora beticola
Lineage: Eukaryota; Fungi; Ascomycota; Dothideomycetes; Mycosphaerellales; Mycosphaerellaceae
Source: RefSeq, a predicted model, not a curated record
CCCCCGAGAUCCCAGCGCCCAGACAUCGCAGUACCUUACCUCAAUGUCACUGUCCUGGAUCGAUCUGCAGUGUCGCCAGGAUACAUCUUCAUCUCACCAUUCAAAAACCAUAUUUCUGGACCGUUGAUCUAUGAUCAAUUCGGCGAUUUAGUCUGGUCAGGAAGCGAUACCUUCAGCGCAAGUACGGGAUCUGGUCCCCAGGCAUAUGUCUUUGAGCCUUGUCCAUAUUCUUCGCAAGCAAGCGAGAGAGAUCGGCACUAUCUCUGUAUGCUGCAUACUUUCAACCAAGGAGGUAGUGGACGAGGUCAAGCGUUGAUCCUCGAUUCUACCUAUAGGAUCCUCAAAGGGAUCCAGUAUAAUGGAACCUCUUCGGCUUUGGAUCUGCAUGAGCUCAAACUAGUUGACAACCAACCUGGAAAAUCGCAGUCAGCUCUUCUAACACAAUAUCGCCCUAUUCCGGCGGAUCUUUCUGCAUACGGCGUGCCCGGACUUGGUUGGCUACACGACUCCGUCUUCCAGGAACAACGACUGAGCAAUGGAGCUAUAACUUUCGAAUGGAAAGCUUCCGAUCACAUCGAUCUGAACGAAACUGCCGUGGCGUUCUAUGAUGGCCAUCAAUCCGAUUCACCAUGGGAUUAUUUCCAUAUCAAUUCUGUCCAGAAACUCCACGGCAGUGGAGAUUAUUUGAUUAGUGCUCGGCAUGCUUCUGCAAUCUACUUGAUCGAUGGCAAAGAUGGUCGCAUUGUAUGGCGACUUGGAGGGCGGAGGUCAGAUUUUCGUAUGAUUUCAGCAACCACGAAUGGUCAAGGAGAAGGAGAACAGAUUUCAGAUUGGUUCUAUUUUCCCCAUCAUGCAACUCUGCUCCGCAAUGAGAGUGGCAUCCUCACAAUCAGCCUUUUCGACAACGGUCAGACUCCCAAACGGAAACCACGACCUUACAGUCGCGGCCUUCUGCUCUCCGUCAACGAACCAGCACGAACAGUAUCGAUUCUGGAAACUUAUCACACUGCCUCGCAACCUCGCGCAGCAGAACUCGGCGGCAGUAUGCAAAUUCUGGAAAACGGGAAUGUGCUGAUCGGCUGGGGUAAUACAGGUUGUAUGACAGAAUACUCCGCUGCGCCGGAAUCGCGGCCUGUAUUCGAGGCGUGUGUGGUGGAUAAGAAGGCAACCCCGGCUUUAUAUCGUGCGAAGAAGACGAAGGGCUGGAUAGGGAGGCCGGAUACGAGGCCUGCUGUGGUUGCUUUUUCGCGAAGAAACGAAAUGGAAGGAGAGCAAAAUGUGAAAACUGCCAUUCACAUGAGUUGGAAUGGGGCAACUGAAGUGGCGAGUUGGCGUGUUUACGGUGGCAGUACUACAACCACCACACCGAACGACGGAGAAAUCAGCUGGACCGAGCUGGCAACUUACCCGCGCAACGGCUUCGAGACUUCGGCGCUGAUUGAAUCGACAUCCUCCCUGCCAACGCCUCUGGUCGUGAAAGUGGAAGCUCUUGCGGCAGAUGGGAAUGUUCUGGGGGAGUCCGAAAUGGCAAGAACCUUUGUGCCAAACACUAUGGCAGGGUGUGAUGAGAUGUGGUGCAAUCCUCUUCCGCAGCGAACGAAGGAAGUUUCACUGUCCGGCAAUAGUGCUUCACCUGGCAUUGGAAGUCACCAUCGUGAGGCUUGGCAAGAUAGACUAAUGUUCUGGCAGAUUUUGGGGAUUGCUUUGUGUGCUUUGAUAAUGGGACUUCUGGCGAAGCGGCGGAUGAGGCGGAGGAAAGACUUCUCAUGGCGAUGAUGGUUGUGUCCAAGAUGAUUGCUACUGGUUGGUGAAUGUGUUGCGAGGAGUAUUGUCCGGAUCUGGCAGGCGCAUCGUUGCUGGAGAAAUCACGCUGAUGAAAUAUGAGUAUGAAUACAACGACAGCAGAUAGAGAGCCAGUCUUUGGGUGGCAGCAUAGGCGCUUGGAGUCGAAGAUCUCUGGCAGAUGGAGUGAUAAUUUCUUGUGGAUUCUGUAGAUUGGUGUCCUUGUCGCUGUCUUGGAUGGACGUCUCAAAGUGAGACUGUUUCUGAUCGGCGCACGGCUUUCGGAGUUCCAUGCUACGAUUUCAGCAGCAUUUUACGAUAUUCAGCCUUGUGACGGCUGAUCGUCAUGGCGCAGUGAGGCAUUGCUGGCGCCUCUCGCGGAAGUGCUAAGCGCGAGCUACCACGGGU